This is a messenger RNA of Neurospora tetraspora, 605 nucleotides long. RefSeq names its product ribosome maturation protein. The record is from RefSeq and is a predicted model, not a curated record. The transcript is spliced from 3 exons. Bases 98 to 442 code for a protein of 114 amino acids. Lineage: Eukaryota; Fungi; Ascomycota; Sordariomycetes; Sordariales; Sordariaceae.
UCAAGUUAAUAAGGACUUGACAACCCCCACGAACCAAAACAACAACAACAACACACACACACAUACCAAACCAACUCCCAACACAAAUCCAUCCAAAAUGCGCGGCGGUGCCUCCGAGACCAAGGUCCACUACAAGGGCAACGACGAGGACUUCCUCGUCUUCGUCGACAGCAAGGACGACUACAACAAGUGGGUCAGCGACAAGUCGACUCCUUUGGCCCAAGUCGUUUCCGUCUUCGAGGUCUUCACCACCCACAAGCAAGGCAGCCAGGGCAUCUACGAGGCCGCGUCCAAGGCGAUGCUCGAGAACGAGUUCGGCACUCACAACUCAGACGAUGCCAUCAAACAGAUUUUGGAGAAGGGAGUUUUGCAGGAGAUGAAGUUUCCCGAGCGCCAAGGAAACAGGAAUGACGCCAACGUUGGCGAGUAUGUGGGGCGUUGAGCACCUCUACCGCAUGCACAUUAGGGGCCAACACUCGUAAACAAUGACACGACACGACACGACGUUCUUGAGCGGAAAGCAUUAACUAAGUGAGCCGGCGUUUUUGAGAAACAGGCUGGGCUUGGGCUUGAGCUGGGCUUGGGAUUUGGAGUCGAGUUGGUGG